Monopterus albus (swamp eel) is the source of this 3402-nucleotide messenger RNA. It is a transcript of the gene eps8l2, whose product is annotated as EPS8 signaling adaptor L2. Gene Ontology annotation, cellular component: vesicle; ruffle membrane; plasma membrane. Gene Ontology annotation, biological process: positive regulation of ruffle assembly; Rho protein signal transduction; regulation of Rho protein signal transduction. Gene Ontology annotation, molecular function: actin binding. Lineage: Eukaryota; Metazoa; Chordata; Actinopteri; Synbranchiformes; Synbranchidae. The transcript is spliced from 21 exons. Bases 256 to 2274 code for a protein of 672 amino acids. The record is from RefSeq and is a predicted model, not a curated record.
UGCCCCCGCCUUACCUCCACACAGACUGUCUCAGAGAAACUGCAACAAGCAUACUCACUCUGUCGGACAACAACACUCUUGGAACUCGGCUGGACAUCAAACCAAGCGGUUAUAAAUAUCGACAAUUCCCGUGGUGUUUAUUUUGUCGAUCGGCUGCAGGUCGUGAUGGCAGGCUGAAGCUUCAGGCGCGGUCUCUUCCACGUCUGUCACCUUGAGCAUCUCGUUCGGAAAACACCACUGUGGAUGUCUUAAAUCAUGAAUGUCCAGGGAUCUUCGUCAAGGCAAUCCAAUGGAGAGGCCAGAUCAGACAGCAAGAUGAGCGCCAAGGCCCUGUACGAACAGAGGAAGAAGUACUCCAAGUCCAAUUAUAUCAUGCAAGAGACGUCACAGUAUCAUGUUGAGCAUCUCUCCACCUUCAUUAUGGACAAGACAGAGUCCAUUGUCACAGUGGAUGAUGCCAUUAAGAAACUUGUCCUUCUGGAUUCAAAGGACAAAAUAUGGGCACAAGAAAUGCUCCUGCAGGUUACUGACAAGGCGGUCAGGCUGCUGGACUGUGACACACAGGAAGAGUUGGAGAACUUUCCCCUCCCCACCAUCCACAUGUGUCAGGCAUUGCUGAAUCAGACAAGUUACCCCUCCGUGUUGCUGCUCGUAUGUCAGGACAAAGAGCAGCACAAACCCGACAUCCACUUCUUCCACUGUGAUGAGGUGGAGGCGGAGAUGGUUCAUGCAGAUAUAGAUAGUGCCAUUGGAGACAGCAAGCAUGGAAAGAAGAUGAGGCUUCAGACUCUGAAGGUGAACCAGGAGAAAAUGAAACAUCAUAGAGAAUCCAUUCUCCCCCCCUCACCCCCUAAGGGCCCCUCACGUGCUCCAAAGGGACGAGUGGCUGCCACGAACACACAGGAGUCACAUGAAAAGCUGGCCCAGCGCAUUGAGAAGGAUGUGCAAAUCCUCAACUGUGCCCUGGAUGACAUAGAGAUCUUUGUUGCACGGUUACAAAAGGCAGCAGAGGCCUUUUCCCAGCUCAACCAGCGCAACAAGAGUAAGAAGAAUAAGAAGAAAGGACCAGCAGAGGGCAUGCUGACCUUGCGAGCCAAGCCCCCCUCCGAAGCGGAGUUCAUUGAUAGCCUGCAGAAACUGAAGCUGUCCUUAAACCUCUUGGCCAAACUGAAGAAACACAUACAGAAUCCAAGUGCAUCUGAGCUGGUUCAUUUACUCUUUGGCCCUCUGGAGCUGGUGCUGCAGAGCUGCGGGAGUCCUGAACUGGCCCGUUCAGUCUUCUCUCCUCACCUUUCCAAAGAUGCUGUCGAUUUCCUGCGGGGACACCUCACCCCCAAAGAGAUGACCAUCUUUGAGCUGCUGGGGGACAAAUGGACCAAACCAAGAGCAGAGUGGCCCAGGGAUCAGUGCGCUCCUCCUUAUUACCCAAAGUUUCGUAACGGCUGGGAGCCACCAGCGGAGCUCUUUAGGACGGCCCCGUGGGAAACAGAGGGACCUACAGGGCCACUGGGGUCCCCCACCAGCCCCGAUUACAGGAAAUCCUUAUCAGACGAUUUUUAUGGAACUCAGCCCCCAGUCUCACCAAAUGGUUCUUACAAUGGGGCGCCACAGACUCGCAAAUAUGCCAAAAUUCGCUACCACUUUGUUGCACGGAAUGCCAAUGAGCUGUCAGUACUGCAGGAUGAAAUCCUCGAGGUGCUAGAAGACGACAAACAGUGGUGGAAACUACGGAAUCGCAGUGGCCAGGCCGGAUAUGUCCCCUACAACAUCCUCGAUGUUGUGAAGAUAGAAGAGCCAGAAGCCCUUCAUAACCAGCAAGGCUACAUGACACCACCCACUAGUCCUCUGGCCCAUGGAGACAGUUUUAACAAGGGCAGACACAAAGACAAACUGAUGGAUGAGGUCAACAAUGAACUAUUGAUGAUGAUCACUGCAAACAAAAGUCAGCCACCCACGAGGAAGUUCCGUGUUGAGCGAUCAUCCAGCAUCCAAAUACCACUCACCCUGGACUCAAAUCCAGAGCAGGUGACCGCAUGGCUCAGCGGAAAAGGUUUCUCAAAACCGACGGUUGAAUGUUUGGGGAUCCUGACUGGAGCCCAGCUGUUUUCCCUUAACAAAGAAGAGCUAAAGGCGGUGUGUGGAGAAGAAGGUGGUCGUGUCUACAGUCAAGUCAGUGUGCAGAAAACACAGGUCGAGAUGACCAGUGGAGACUCAGAGCUGCAGGAGAUCAUGAAGCGAAGGCAGGAGAGGAUCGACUCUGGCGGCAAAGACUGAACCUGCCGACCACCCAACCCUUUCAUACACUUCUCCUCCCUCACAGCUCCCUAACUGCUGCAGCUUCUUAAAUCAGUCUACUGUUAAUUGUGACUUACGGUAGAGAAUACUGUAAUGUUGUAUACAUUUUGAUUGUAUAUUUAUUUCAUAUCAUGCUAUGUGCAUGUAUUCCAAGUGUUUUCUUCUCUAAUUAUGUUGGUUUUGUUUUUAUUGUCUUGUGCAGUUUUGUCCAAGUUGUGCGUGUGAAAAAAGGAAGCAUGAAGAUAUGUACAUUUUGGGGGAUAUGUGUGAAUGCCAGUGUCUGUGUACGCACGACAUGCAUGAUAACAUACAUAUUUGUACAAGCAGUGUGGUUGAUGUUCAUGCACAUUGUCAAUAUUUCAGCUGUUAACUAAAUAUCCUGGUAAAUAAGUAGAUUUUAGCUGCUGUGUGUCUAAAUCUGUGCCAGAAUAUUACACAUUUUCCGAUGUAUGGCCAAUUAUUUUCACAUUACUGUUUACAAGUAUGAAAAAUAACACAUGCUCCGUUAGUCCUCCUAGCAUAUAACAGAAGUAGACGAUUCAACCUGAUUGGUAAAUGCAAAUCAGAAAGUAUUAUUAUAAAUAAUCUUACUGUUUAUGAUCAGAGUUCAGACAUUCUUACAAGUGUGUGCCACAGAGAAACUCACAGUAAUCCUGCAUGUCAGUAAUAGUCCAGUGCUGUCAUUAAUGUGCAGUGCAAACACAGGAAAAUCAAGAAGUAUAUACAGGAGAGUAUGUUGUUCUGCUAUCGGUAAUUAAUUGAAGAUUUAGACAAAACAUUCAUGGGGGUUGUAAAUCUUUUGGGACGCAGUGUUUAAAAACAUUACUACAAAUUAAAUUAGUACAUUUCUGAUAUCAUAUCUUCUUUGUAAAUAAUUCUUGUUUGUCACUGGAUUCAUAAUAUCAAAGGUGGAGAAAUGGUCAACAGCUUCUUUAUUGUUGUAUCAGAAGAUAAACAGAAAAUGUUAAGUUUGAUCAGAGAAAAUGACAAGCGCAGAACAUUUGAACCCCCGGUUUCACAGGAUUUAUCGUUUGUCAGCGUAACUGUAAAUAUGCUAUUGUUCAAGCUGUGUCACAUGUUAAAUAAAGAAAAAAAGGAUCACUUUAA